AUGACUGAUUUCUCGAGAUAUAGGUUGCCUAGUGUUGCAGGUUACAAACUGGUCAAACAGAUCGGUGGCGGCGGCUUUUCUAUUGUCUACCAAGCCGUCAACGUCGAUCUAGGCAGGGUUGCGGCAUGCAAGGUCAUCGCCAUCACUCCGGAAACGGACGAGGCCCAGCUCAAGGCGAUCGAAAAGGAGAUUCGCGUCCAGAGCGCUCUCAAGCAUCCAAACAUUCUUGAGCUCAUUGGCGCUGCAAAGCUCACUCCAGACCGUGCUGUCAUAUCUGGCCACUUCCCGGCGUCGUAUAUUCUCCUGGAGAUGGCCGCAGGAGGCGAUCUAUUUGACAAGAUCGCACCGGAUGAGGGCAUCGACGAAGACACAGCUCACUUCUACUUUUGCCAGCUGAUCGAUGGCUUGCGAUAUCUCCACACGGAAGGCGUGUGUCACCGAGACAUGAAGCCCGAAAAUCUACUACUGGACGGGUCAGGAACGCUGAAGAUCUCUGACUUCGGCUUGGCAGCGGUCUAUAAGCUCAAAGAGACUGGCCAGUCGCGGAUGCUCAGUGAACGAUGCGGGAGCCUCCCCUAUCUCGCGCCAGAGAUGAAAGGGAACAAACCGUACGCGGCAGAGCCCAUAGACGUGUGGGGCGGUGGCGUGAUUCUCUUCACAAUGAUUUCAGGCAACACGCCUUGGGACGAGCCCACAAGAGGCAGCCAUGAAUUCGUGCAGUACCUCACGGGCGAGUGCUUCAACGACGAGCCUUGGACAAGCUUUUCCGAAAACUUGCUUUCACUCAUCACUGGUAUGCUUGACGUCGAGGCCACCACCCGGAUGACGCUGCAAGACGUCGCAUGCCACCCCUGGGUAACACGGCCCAGUCAGCUUGCAGGACGCGGCGCCUACGCGAUCGCGCAGAGCCUCACCGCGAGGCUGCGCGCGAACGGCGACAUGGGCAUCGCAGACCCGCAGAUGGGCGGCAAAGACGCGAUGGAUACGGACGAGGACGGGGACUAUAUCAUGCAGAACCAACGCUCGCAGUUCACCCAGUCUCUCAUGUUCUUCACCCAAACGCAGCCCGGGACACGGUUCCGCUACACGCCGCACCUCACGCGCUUCUUCGCCGCGCUCGCGCCCCACGCGUUGCUCCCGCUCCUGCAAGAGGCGCUCACUUCGUUCGGCGCGAAGUACAACCCGCCGCGCGAGUGCCCGCCUGGGGAGCCGGACUUGCCCGCCGUCCGCAUGCGCAUCGGCGGGCGGGACCGCAGGAAGCUGCACAUGAAGGGCUACCUCGAGAUCGACCCGUUCCAGAAAGGGGAGUACAAGGGGAGCUUUGUUGUGCUCGCGCGCGAUGUGGGCAACCCGCUGGAGUGGCGCGCAUUCUGGAAGGAGCUCGUCAAGCAUCCGCUCAUCCAUCCGCAUGUGUACAAGAGGUUUGACUAAAGGCGGGCGUUCUAUGCCGAUACUCUCGUUUUCUUGAAAUACGCACUAAAAACCAUGCCCCCUCUCACCCAAGCUACUUACCUCCCCAC
Molecule: messenger RNA, 1520 nt
Organism: Trametes versicolor FP-101664 SS1
Lineage: Eukaryota; Fungi; Basidiomycota; Agaricomycetes; Polyporales; Polyporaceae
Product: CAMK/CAMKL/CHK1 protein kinase
Exons: 11
Coding region: 1-1431 (476 amino acids)
Biological process (GO): protein phosphorylation; mitotic G2 DNA damage checkpoint signaling
Cellular component (GO): cytoplasm; nucleus; site of double-strand break
Molecular function (GO): protein kinase activity; ATP binding
Source: RefSeq, a predicted model, not a curated record